AAUUGCCACAAACCGAAUUGAAAACGAAGAAGUUCGAAAAGUUGUGAAUAAAUUUCUUGGUGUUGGCGAAUGGGUUGUGGAUCAAAGUAUUGCGUAUAUGAGUUCUUCAGCUUACUUUGAAAGAAAAAGAUGA
Molecule: messenger RNA, 133 nt
Organism: Scutellospora calospora
Lineage: Eukaryota; Fungi; Glomeromycota; Glomeromycetes; Diversisporales; Gigasporaceae
Source: the annotation of a GenBank genome assembly